This is a messenger RNA of Miscanthus lutarioriparius, 1236 nucleotides long. The record is from the annotation of a GenBank genome assembly. Lineage: Eukaryota; Viridiplantae; Streptophyta; Magnoliopsida; Poales; Poaceae.
AUGCUCCUCCGCUGCGGCCGCCGCGCCGCGCUCCUCCUCGCCGCAGCCGCCGCCAUCUCGCGCGGCCGCGGCCCCGACACGGCCGUCUACGCCUCGGUCUCCCCGCCGCAGGCGCUCCGCCAGGCCCUCCCCGCCGCCGCCGCCGAGGAGCUCCGCUCCGGCACCCGCCUCUUCUCCCCGUGGUUGCUCCCGUCUCCGUACCAAGGGUUCCCUAUACUAAAUACCUUCGCGUCUGCAUCGGUUUCACCUGAUGACCACAGAGACCAAGGUUCUGACGGAAGCUCAGGUGAUUCAAGAUGCUGCCCAGGGUGUCUAGGCAGGAAUUCGAUUGCCAAGGCGGCAUCUGCAGUUGGUCCUGCUGUUGUAAACAUUUCUUCUAUGCAUGAUAUGCAUGGAUGGGUGCAAGAGCAGAGCAUCGGAUCUGGAACUAUAAUAGAUCCAGAUGGGACAAUAUUCACAUGUGCGCAUGUUGUUGCAGAUUUCCAAAGCACAAAAGCAAUUGUGAGGAGAAAGGUUAGUGUGACUUUACAAGAUGGUCGUGAAUUUGAAGGUGUUGUCCUUAAUGCUGACCGCCUGUCUGACAUUGCCGUUGUGAAGAUUAAAUCUAUGACCCCCUUUACCGGCUGCCAGGCUUGGAUCGUCAUCUCGACUUCAGCCAGCUGUGUUGACCGGAAAAGCAGUGAUCUGGGUCUUGGAGGAUUACGAAGGGAGUAUCUGCAAACAGAUUGCGCUAUUAAUAAAGGCAAGACCGUUGGUUUUGUGUUGCUAACAUGUGAAAUUAGUGUGCAAGGAAAUUCUGGAGGCCCUCUUGUGAACCUUGAUGGUGAGAUUAUUGGAGUUAAUGUGAUGAAAGUUUGGAAUGCUGAUGGUUUGAGCUUUGCAGUACCAAUUGACUCUGUCAUUAAAAUAGUAGAGAACUUUAAGAAAAAUGGGAGAGUUGUAAGGCCAUGGCUUGGUUUAAAGAUGCUUGACCUGAAUCCCAUGAUCAUUGCACAGCUCAAAGAAAAAUCAAGUACUUUUCCAGAUGUUACACCAGCAUCUCCAGCUGAACAAGCAGGAUUUCGUCCUGGGGAUGUGGUUGUUGAAUUUGGUGGCAAACCAGUUGAGAGCAUCAAAGAGAUCAUUGAUAUCAUGGGGGACAAGGUCGGAGUACCAUUUAAAGUUCUUGUUAAAAGAGCGAACAAUGUGACAGUGACCUUAACUGUGAUACCAGAGGAGGCAGAUGCCAGCAGAUGA